AUGGCUGAAGGAUUCCUUCAUCCAUGUAAUGGAGGAAAUCAACACCCACUCGAAGAUAUUGGUAAUGAUUAUUUUCUUAAUUUAUUAUCCAACUCUUUCUUUCAAGAUGUGAAAAUGAAUGAACUAGGUGACGUUGUGAAGUUCAAAAUGCAUGAUUUAGUACAUGACCUUGCACAAAGCGUUGUCGAUUAUAAUGAAGUCUCGAUACUGAGUAAAUUGAAAAAUGAUGCAUCUCAAAUGCGUCGUCUACAAUUAAUCAUGGAAGAGAAAGAAUCAAUGCCAGUUUCUAAUGUUCUAAUCGAUGCAAAAAAACUUCGGACAAUUUUUUACCAUGGGCGCUGUUCUUGCUGGGAUCUAUGUUGUGAAUUCUUAGUUUACCAUGAUGGGUGCAUUUCUUCUGGGAGUCAACUUAGUAACAAGCGUGUACGUGUAAUAUAUUCGCUGGGUGAAGGUAGGCUAAAGAAUCUAUGUUCUUCACCUUUCAUACACUUGAGGUACCUUGACCUCAAUCAUUCAACAAUUGAAGAUGCUGAUGCUGUAUCCAUAAGUCAGCUCUACAACCUACAGACUCUCAAUGUUUCUCGUUCUCAAAAUGUUCAAAUGGUACUAAACAACGUUAGUUAUUUAAAAAAUUUACGGCAUUUAGAUCUCUCUAAUUCAGAUAUUCAAGUGCUACCAGAUUAUAUUGUUGGGCUCACGAAUUUGCAGUCUUUAAAUCUUUCAAAUACUUCUAUCACAAAGUUACCAGAUACAGUCUGUCGCAUGUUUCAUUUGAAGAGGUUGGAAUUAAGGGGAUGCUCGAGUUUUAGAGUAUUACCUUGUAAUUUUGGAGCUUUGACGCAGUUAAGGUCUCUUGAUUUAGGUGAUACCGGAAUAACAGAAUUGCACGAGUCUUUGAUUACCAACCUCUGCAAAUUAGAGUCAGUGGACCUUGGAUAUAAUUGCAAGAUUCCCAAAGAUAUCAAGAAUUGGGUGGAACUGAGAUGUCUCAGAUACUUCGGGAAGCCCAGAGAUAUAAAAUUAGCAAACCCAAACUUUGUCUGGAAUGCAGCUGAUUUAGAAAAUGUGAGAGGUACUAGAGGUUUAGAAAUGCUAACUCGCCUGGAAGUAUUAUAUUCUUACUAUGUUAGGGAAGAAGAUGACUACACCGGAACCAGUAUCAGUGAUUCAAGUGGAAUCGAAGAAUUGGCGAAUCUAAACUCCCUUCGGAAGUUAGGAAUAAGACAAUUAGAAAAUGUGAGAGGUAAGAUAGAUGCUGAGAGGGCAAAGUUAAAAGACAAGCAAAACAUUCGAGAAUUGUGUCUUGGCUGGACAAGAGGAGAUUUUGAAUUGUUUGCUAAUAAUUCUGACUUGGUAUUGGAUGGUCUCCAACCUCACCCUGAUUUAAAAGAAUUGGAAAUAUAUGAUUUUUCUGGUUUACGGUUUCCAAGUGGAUGUGUUCAUCUUCUUCUCUUCCGAAUUUAG
This is a messenger RNA of Papaver somniferum (opium poppy), 1464 nucleotides long. Its product is annotated as putative adenylate cyclase regulatory protein. The transcript has a single exon. Bases 1 to 1464 code for a protein of 487 amino acids. Gene Ontology annotation, molecular function: protein binding. The record is from RefSeq and is a predicted model, not a curated record. Lineage: Eukaryota; Viridiplantae; Streptophyta; Magnoliopsida; Ranunculales; Papaveraceae.